GGGAGCGGCGCCGGGGGCAGCGCCCUGUUCCUGCGCACCGGCGCACAGUCGAUGCUGGCCGGGCCGCCGCCGCAGCGCUACGCCUACAGCGCCGAGAAGCUGGACUUCUCGGUGGCCGAUGCCCUCAACCAGGAGUUCCUGGCCACCCGCAGCAACGAGAAGCAGGAGCUGCAGGAGCUCAACGACCGCUUCGCCAGCUUCAUCGAGAAGGUGCGCUACUUGGAGACGCAGAACGCCGCCUUGCUGACCGAGCUGGGCCAGUCCCGGGCUAAGGAGCCCACCCGCGCCUCCGACCUCUUCCAGGAUGAGCUGCGCGAGCUGCGCCGGCAAGUCGACUCGCUGGGCAAGGACCGAGACCGCCUGCAAGUCGACAGGGACAACCUAGCCGAGGACUUGGCCGCUCUCAAGCAGAGGCUGGAUGAGGAAAUGCACAAGCGAGAAGAUGCUGAAAACAACCUGGUUCUCUUUCGCAAGGAUGUGGAUGAUGCCACCCUUUCACGCCUGGAACUGGAGCGCAAGAUUGAGUCCCUGAUGGAUGAAAUUGAAUUCCUCAAGAAACUACACGAGGAGGAGAUGAACGACAUGCAAGUGAGCAUACAUAGCCAGCAGCAGCAGCAGGUGGAGAUGGAGCAGGUUAAGCCGGAUCUGACCGCCGCCCUGAGAGAGAUCCGCACUCAGUAUGAAAGCAUCGCGGUCAAGAACCUGCAGGAGGCCGAGGAGUGGUACAAAUCCAAGUUUGCUGACCUGUCAGAUGCAGCCAAUCGGAAUCACGAGGCCCUUCGCCAGGCCAAACAGGAGAUGAACGAAUCUCGCCGUCAGAUCCAGAGCCUGACCUGUGAGGUGGAUGGACUCAAAGGAACAAACGAAGCCCUGCUCAGGCAGAUGCGAGAUCUUGAGGACCAAUAUGGGGCGGAGGUGGGCUCCUACCAAGAGACAGUGGGGCGGCUGGAGCAGGAGAUCCAGCACAUGAAGGAAGAGAUGGCUCGGCACCUCCGGGAGUACCAGGACCUGCUGAAUGUCAAGAUGGCUCUUGACAUUGAAAUUGCCACCUACCGCAAGCUGUUGGAAGGAGAGGAGAGUAGGAUUUCAGUGCCUGUCCAAUCCAUGGCAUCCUAUAGCAUCAGAACUGCAGUUUCAGAGCCGGAUCCAAGUGCAGAGAGCCACACCCGGAAGACAGUGCUGAUCAAAACCAUUGAAACCCAGGAUGGAGAGGUGGUGACCGAGUCAAGGAAGGAGCAGAGAGCUGAGAUAGAGAAGUGAGGCUGGCCACCCCAGCAAGGUCCCCUGGGGGACCCCUGAGAGAGGCGCUAAGCUCACCUCUUUGCAAAAGUCCCAGUUGCAGAUUCCCCUCUUCCCUCACUAAGCCACACUGGCCUUAUUUACGAUGUUGAUGUUGAUGAUACCUCUUACCACUGGCAGCCUUCCCACACUGUUCCGGGCUUCCUGAGCCAGCUCUCUCUGCCCUUCGGACUGUAAUCUGUCUACAGCCUGGUGGUAGUCCCAGCAGUAACCACCAAUGGUCUUGGGAGUGGAGAUGGCUUCCCCCUGCUCUUUUCUUCCACCGCCUCCCACCUCUUUGUAUCACAUUCCUUUUCACCUCUCCCGCAAAGAGCCCUUCCCCAACCAGUACCCCCCCAAAACCAAGCUGCCUUCCUGUAAAGUACCACUCACAAAGCCAGCCCACCCUAGGAACCAAUUUGCCAUGUAUGUCUAGAUUGAUUCUAAAGGCUGUGGCUUUCCAGCUCUUGUGGAAUUAAACCUCCCAGCCUCUUAGGUCCUACAGAGUGUUGCUGAGACUUGUAGUUUAGCAGUAGCUGGAAGGUCCCAGGUUCCCUACCACUGCCAAACACUUAGAUGGCUGCAGGUUGGCACGCUCUGACAACUUGCAAGGCCCACUAAGCACACCAACUUGGAAGCAUCAAAGAAGGCCAGGCGCUUGCUCAUAACCUUGCUUUACUGCUCUUGUUGAAUCUAAACAAUUCUAUGUGCUGGCUACAGACACCCUUCAUGGUUUACAAAGAUUCCCAAGAGAAUCGUGAUAGGAACUUGCUUUAUCCAGGUGCGAUAGGCGUGGCUUCCCAAUCAGUUCUCACUUUUGUGAGCUUACGGUGAGAAGGUGCAUAGUUAGCUUCAGGUGAUCGGUGCUGAAAGGGAGAAUAGCGCUGGCCAUCUUUAUGUAGGGCUAUUUUAAGGUUGACAAGGCAAUGCAACUAAAGCAUUUUAAAAAAUUAAAUGGCAACCGGUGUUCAUUUCCUUAGUUGUUCUGAGAGUUAAUGAAAUGCAUCAAGGGAGUGUAAGUGGAGACUACGACUUCAGAUCUUCUCAAACAAGCUCCCAAAUGAAGUUGUAUAAAACAGGUGAUUCAUUGUCUUUUAUUGUUUAAAGCAAAUUUUGUAAGGGAAUCUUUAAAAAAAAACACCCUCCAAAAUAAGCCUUCUGACCCUCUAGUGGUAAUUUUAAGAAACUGAUCCAGUAAGUGUUUAUUCAGAAGCCUCAAGCCUUUCUUAACUGUUUGACUUCCUUCCACUCAAAUAUAAUUUUUACUUCACUUUUAAAAGUGAUGUCAAUUUUGCCUUUUAAGACACAAGUGAAGCUAGAAAGCUACCUUAACACUUGAAAUUGUGAUUCACGGAGAGGAGAACAUUUUCCUGUUCAGCUCUUUAAUGCUCCUUUAAUGUCUGAUAAGCAAUUUUUUUCUGCUCUCUUUUUGGGAGAAAGGACCAGAACAGGUCAAGAUCAUCAUGGAAUUCUCCUUCAUCUGCACAGCAUAUAAUUAAGGGUUGUGCAGGCAAAGAAAGCAGAGGAGCAGCUCUAGAAAUCUGGAAAAAAACAUCAAACUGCCUUUAACUCAAAAGGUCAAACAAAUUGCAGAAC
Molecule: messenger RNA, 2874 nt
Organism: Thamnophis sirtalis
Lineage: Eukaryota; Metazoa; Chordata; Lepidosauria; Squamata; Natricidae
Gene: PRPH
Product: peripherin
Biological process (GO): intermediate filament organization
Cellular component (GO): axon; plasma membrane; cytoplasm
Molecular function (GO): structural constituent of cytoskeleton
Source: RefSeq, a predicted model, not a curated record